UCGCGUUAGUUUGACGUCACAAUAGGGUCGCCGCAACAUACAGACACGCCAUUUUUACUCGUCUCUGUACCCCGCGAUUGCAAAGCGAUUCGGGCGAUUUAUCGACUCGGUUUCUUAGUGAGUUGCAAAAAAAAUGCAAGGAAACCGAGGCCCUCAACAGAACCAUGGUCCAAACUGUCAGUCUGGCCAGGGAGACCAGAAGAAACAUGGAGGAAAUGCGAACGGCCAGGAGCCGAGCGACACAACCCGCCCGAACGAGGCCCUCACACUGGACCUGCAAAGCUUCAGGAAGCCUGGUGAGAAAACCUUCACCCAGCGCAGCAGGCUGUUUGUCGGAAACCUGCCUGCCGGGGUCACGGAGGAGGACAUUGAAAAGCUGUUUGCAAAGUACGGCAAGGCCACUGAGGUUUUUGUCAACAAGGACCGAGGCUUCGGCUUCAUCCGCCUGGAGACUAGAAUUAUCGCAGAGAUCGCCAGAGCUGAGCUGGAUGAUGCCCCGUUCAGAGGUAGACCCAUCCGCGUUAGGUUUGCAACACACGGUGCUGCUCUGUCUGUAAAAAAUCUGCCAGACUUUGUGUCCAAUGAGCUGCUGGAGGAGGCGUUCUCCGUUUUUGGGCAGAUUGAGCGAGCUGUGAUCAUUGUGGACGACCGAGGGAGACCCACUGGAAAAGGCAUUGUGGAGUACACUUCCAAACCAGCCGCAAGAAAGGCUCUGGACAAAUGCAAUGAUGGCGCCUAUCUCCUUACAGCCUUCCCUCGCCCCAUCACCGUGGAGCCUAUGGAGCAGCUCGAUGAUGAGGAGGGUCUGUCCGAGAAACUCAUAAACAAGAACCAGCAGUACCAUAAAGAACGCGAGCAGCCGCCGCGAUUCGCUCAGCCGGGCUCCUUUGAGUACGAGUACGCUAUGCGCUGGAAGGCGCUGAUGGAGAUGGAGAAGCAACAGUACGAGAUGGUGGACCGCAACAUGAAAGAGGCUCAGGAGAAGCUGGAGGCUGAGAUGGAGGCAGCACGACAUGAGCAUCAGGUGAUGCUGAUGAGACAAGACCUGCUGAGGCGGCAAGAGGAGUUGCGCAGGAUGGAGGAGCUCCACAGCCAAGAAGUGCAGAAGCGAAAGCAGGCUGAGCUCCGGCAAGAGGAGGAACGCCGGCGGAGGGAGGAGGAGAUGCGCAUGCGCAAUGAGGAGCUGAUGAAACGUCAGCAGGAGGGCUUCAGGGGCAGCUUUCAGGGAGAGAGCCGCGAGCAAGACAUGAGGAUGCACAUGGGCCCCACUGGCAUGCCGGCAGACAGCGCUCCUCUCAUGGUGGGCCCGGGCAAUGCCAGCAUGCCUGGAGGUCAGGGGGGCUUCCCCAGAGGCCUCCCCGGACCAGGGGACUAUGUACCGAACAAGCAACGCAGAUUUUAAAUCCUGUUUGCAUACUCAACUGUUUUUUGUUUGUUUUUUCAAAGACAUGAUAGUUCUGAGAUUCACUUUUGUCUUUUUUUUUUUUUUUAAAGUGGCAUGUAUGUUUAUUUUCCCUUACAUAGUACUUUUGCAUUAGCUUUUUUUUUUUUUUUUUUUUUUUAAACUUCUCAAUUGAGCCAUGUUUUAUUUUUUUCGUAUGGAUAUAAAAAGAUAUUUGUUCUGAAUUUGUUGUUUUCUGUAAUUAAAUUCUAUAUGAAAACCUCUGAGAGUCAAGUUCCUUUUGAAAAGACAAGAACAAACACGCAAUUUUUGGGAUAGCUAAAUCAACCAAGUUUGUCACUGAUAAGCAUAGUCCUGACAAUACGUUAUCAUUGAGGAACUAAUUCAUCUUCAACAAUCCCUUCGAUGAUUCACAAGAUGGCGCCGAUACUGUAUGCAACCUAACCCAAUAUUGUAUGUUGUAGAUAUAACUAAAUCUUUGAGGUAAUUACAGAUGAGGUGGUCAAAUAUUGUACAUAGAGGACCAACAAGCCAUGACAAGGUGUUUUAUUUUGUUUCUAAUUUGUGAAGAGUAAGUUAUUAAUUAAAAGCACUAUUGAUCAGAACAUGCCAACUUAUCAUGAGUCAUUAUUGCAGGAAAGGAAUCCCCUUUCCUAUAUCACCAAAGGUGUGUCACAGUCUGCAGACUAUAUGAGUCAAUAAACUUAAUUUCCUGCUA
Messenger RNA from Syngnathus acus (greater pipefish), 2120 nucleotides. RefSeq names its product non-POU domain containing, octamer-binding (gene nono). Gene Ontology annotation, cellular component: nucleus. Lineage: Eukaryota; Metazoa; Chordata; Actinopteri; Syngnathiformes; Syngnathidae. Gene Ontology annotation, biological process: regulation of DNA-templated transcription. The transcript has a single exon. The coding region runs from base 134 to 1402 and encodes 422 amino acids. The record is from RefSeq and is a predicted model, not a curated record. Gene Ontology annotation, molecular function: RNA binding.